AUCAAUUCCGUUAUAAAUUUAAUAGUGGUGUUGUGAUCGCAGUUGCGGGCCACGCGUGCGGCAGGCAGAUACUCUGCGUUUCACACCGGCUCGAGACGAUUCUCAACGUAAACAGUUUCAGAUUACAAAAAUAUUGCGCUAAAACUAACGCGAAGUGCGCUAUAAUGAACGUGAAUUAAAAUAUAAACAUGCACUAAAUUUGGACGCAUUACGGAUACGUAAUAUUCCAUAAAAAUGCGCUAUAUCACCGUCAGUUCUGCGAUAUCAAUUGCCAACGUUAACGUUUUACGCAUAACGCGUUCUCUAACAAGUUCUGCGAAAUUUUCUACGAUGGAUAUACCAGUUUCUAGGGGAUUACCGAUAAUAGGUAAUCUCUUAGCGUUACUACGAGCUGGUGGGGCAUCGAACCUUCAUCACUACAUCGACAAAAGGCAUAAAAAGCAUGGCGUAAUUUUCAAGGAAAAACUUGGCGCUAACGUACAUGCUGUAUUCAUUAGUGAUCCGGAUAUGAUGCGUGCAGUGUUUGCAAAAGAGGGCAAGCACCCGGUGCAUGUAUUGCCGGAAGCCUGGACGCUUUACAACGAAUUAUACGGAUGUGCGCGAGGUUUAUUUUUCAUGAACGGUACGGAAUGGUUGCAUCACAGACGUGUCAUGAACAACUUCCUUCUCAAGUCUGGCCCGGAAGAUUUUAUGAAGGAAGCGAUUGAAGCAAGCGCCGGAAGUUUAAACUUGUUGCAAUGGGAACACAACUUGGAAGAAGCACUGUACCGCUGGUCACUGGACACAAUCAUUGCAGUCAUGUUGGGCAAAAAGCUAUACCUCGAGUGUAAAUCGGAUAUAAAUGAAAAACUCGAUACAGCAUCACACAAAAUCAAAUUGAUAUUUGAAACCUCAGCGCAAUUGCAAUUCAUGCCAAUUCGGUUGGCGCAUAGACUCGGUUUGCGUAUUUGGAGGGACUUUGUUCAAGCUGUUGAUGAUGCUCUGAUAAAUACAAGCGGUUUAGUUUAUGAGCUAAUGCGCAUUUCCCAGAAUACUGGUUUAAAUUCCACCUACGACAUGGGCGUAAUUUCACUGAUGCGUAGUUCUCAAAUUGCACCUAGUGACAUAAUCAAAAUAGUGGUCGAUCUCGUGCUGGCAGCAGGAGACACCACAGCGUAUACCAUGCAGUGGGUGUUAUAUUCUUUAGCGAAGCAUCCGGAAUAUCAAAAUUGCAUUGAAGCCAGCGAUAUUAAAAAUUUGAUGAGGGAGACGCUACGUUUGUAUCCCGUCGCACCAUUUCUUACACGCAUUAACACCGACCAUGACAUUGUUGCGGGAAAUUAUUACAUUCCAAGAAACACGUUGAUUAUAUAUAGCUUGUACACAGUGGGACGAGAUGAGAAAUAUUUUUAUCAACCGAAUAAAUUCAAUCCGGAAAGGUGGCGCAGCAAAACACCUCAGAUGAUGCAAGCCAGUUUGCCUUUUGCAAUGGGAGCCCGGUCAUGCAUUGGACGCCGUAUUGCGGAAAUACAACUAAUGAGCACACUUCAGAAAGUUUUGAAAAGUUAUUCAAUCCGACUACAACAGCCAAAUGAAGAUAUAGAUAUGAUUCUGAAAUUAAUUUCUGUACCUUCCAAACCUAUUCGUCUUAUUUUCAAAGAAAAAUAUUAAUUUUGCUCCGCUCACAAUGCAUGUAUAUAGUUAUUGCUGAUAGUUAUUGUAAACAAAUAAGUAUUCAAUAAAAUUGAAUUUUAAGUAUC
Molecule: messenger RNA, 1739 nt
Organism: Dalotia coriaria
Lineage: Eukaryota; Metazoa; Arthropoda; Insecta; Coleoptera; Staphylinidae
Gene: sad
Product: Cytochrome P450 family protein sad
Exons: 1
Coding region: 235-1650 (471 amino acids)
Biological process (GO): glucocorticoid biosynthetic process; C21-steroid hormone biosynthetic process; cellular response to peptide hormone stimulus
Cellular component (GO): mitochondrial inner membrane
Molecular function (GO): heme binding; monooxygenase activity; oxidoreductase activity, acting on paired donors, with incorporation or reduction of molecular oxygen
Source: RefSeq, a predicted model, not a curated record